This is a messenger RNA of Haliotis rufescens (red abalone), 2951 nucleotides long. RefSeq lists its product as uncharacterized. The record is from RefSeq and is a predicted model, not a curated record. NCBI's taxonomy places the organism in Eukaryota, Metazoa, Mollusca, Gastropoda, Lepetellida, Haliotidae. The coding region runs from base 406 to 1422 and encodes 338 amino acids. The transcript has 2 exons.
AUUGUGGUCCCAGCACAACAGAUUCUAUUCAAUGCAUUAUAAUCCCCCAGUGAGGUUCACACUAUGCAAUGUGUACAUGCACACUAGAGAGUAGACGGUAUUUCACAGGUUUAUGACUUCCCUGUUAGUCAACGCUCGGUCAGUCUGAUUGACACACGUGGCUCUACACAGUGCGUAAAAAGGUCGCGAGGAAUGAAAUCAGGUCACUUAUCACCCAUUGAGCCCGGAGAGAUAGGAAUGAAUACACGCCUCGGCGUCUUCGCCGGUAUAUGACUGAAGACGGUGUCACAGUUAACCAGGAACGGCUAAUGUCCUCAAAGCUUCGCCAGGAUGACCUACAUAUGCGUCACCACAACCCGAUCGUCCAACGUAUAGCAUUUCUUAGAGGAGCCCACUACUCUCGCGAUGGCGAGUCCAUGGAAUAAAUGGUGGCGUCUGUUGUGUCUUGGAGUAUCUGGAAUAAUUCUUAUCUUUAUCUUCCAUUUUCUUCACUAUUCAAGAGUGAUUGAUCCACGGGUCACACCUCAUCAUGAAGCACGUGUCAUUCCAGACACUCAGCCCAUGCCGACACAGGUCAAGAUGACCCAUGCGCCCAAACUCGAGACUGGCGUGUACCGUUGGAAACAAGGCAAAUGGGUUCUGAUUCCAGGAUUCUGUUCUGCAGUGAACAAGUUUAGUUCUGCCCAACUCCGAACCCCGGUCGGUACUAUCAAGAUGUACAUUCAUAACGUUAAAGACGACAUCCAUGUGUCAGGGUCAAUUCAGAGAUCUGGAAUGUGGGAAUCUCCAGGAGUUAACACAAUGAUCUCAAUACUAAGGGACAGUGCAGAUAUGGGAGUCCUUGACCUUGGAUCUCAACUAGGGACGUAUUCCUUGACGGCUGCGUUGAUGGGACGUCGUGUUGUUGCUGUGGACCCGCUUGUUGAGAACGUCAUGAGACUGUGCGCAACUGCACAGGAGGCGAAAUUGGCGGAUCGGAUCACUAUUUUAUUUGCAGCUCUCUCGGAUGACUAUAGAACUGUCACCUUCAAGCGUGAAAAAGCAAAUAUAGGAGGUACCGUUAUCAAACAAGUCCCGAACGCAACGUUUGACAUCAACGACAACUACAAUCCAGAUUUCAUCUCGACUGUUCGUCUGGACGACAUCUUGCAGUUUGUUGACUUCCCCAAAGCCUUCAUCAAGGUUGAUGUGGAGAACCAUGAAUAUGAGGUUUUGAAAGAAGGGAAGCAAUUGUUUUCUAAAAUUGAUAUCCGUGAUAUUAUGAUGGAAUGGUUUCAAAUAAAAAGGACUCCAAAUGGCCCCAAAAUAAGGGAUUUCCUUGUUAACAAAAAUUUCAAGCCCAUGACGAUGAGCAGAGUGAGGACGUUGUCGCCCGCAAGCUAUAUAACAUGGCCGAAUGAUAUACUCUGGGUUAAACAGUGACUACUCUAACCAAACGGAUGAUACGAUGGACAUCUGGAAUAUCGUCUUCUUGCCUUAGGGACCGACAAUUAAUUGAUUAAGGGGUGGGGGAUGGGGAAUUUAAUCGAAGAAAAGUGUAUUACAUUGUUGCAAUGUGUUUUUCAUUAAAAACUUUUCAGAAAACUAUUCAGGCUCAUAGUUAAAACUUUAAUUUUUUUUAUCUGCUUUUGAGGAUAUAGCUGAAAACAAUAUUGAAUCUCCACACAAAAGCCCAGCCAGACCCCCUUCCAGUGUCAGUAUCAGUGCCCGGUAUGGACUAGAGUCAAUGACGUCCUCUUAGACAAGCUGAGCCUUCGGAGCCCUGUAUGGACUAGAGUCAAUGGCGUCCUCUUGGACAAGCUGAGCCUCUCGGAGCCUCGUAUGGACUAGAGUCAAUGGCGUCCUUUGAGACAAGCUGAGCCUUCGGAGCCCUGUAUGGACUGGAGUCAAUGGCGUCCUCCUAAACAAGCUGAGCCUCUCGGAGCCCUGUAUGGACUAGUGUCAAUGGCGUCCUCCUAAACAAGCUGAGCCUCUCGGAGCCCUGUAUGGACUAGUGUCAAUGGCGUCCUCUUAAACAAGCUGAGCCUCUCGGAGCCCUGUAUGGACUAGUGUCAAUGGCGUCCUCCUAAACAAGCUGAGCCUCUCGGAGCCCUGUAUGGACUAGAGUCAAUGGCGUCCUCCUAAACAAGCUGAGCCUCUCGGAGCCCUGUAUGGACUAGUGUCAAUGGCGUCCUCCUAAACAAGUUGAGCCUCUCGGAGCCCUGUAUGGACUAGUGUCAAUGGCGUCCUCCUAAACAAGCUGAGCCUUCGGAGCCCUGUAUGGACUAGAGUCAAUGGCGUCCUCCUAAACAAGCUGAGCCUCUCGGAGCCCUGUAUGGACUAGUGUCAAUGGCGUCCUCCUAAACAAGCUGAGCCUCUCGGAGCCCUGUAUGGACUAGAGUCAAUGGCGUCCUCCUAAACAAGCUGAGCCUUCGGAGCCCUGUAUGGACUAGAGUCAAUGGCGUCCUCUUAGACAAGCUGAGCCUCUCGGAGCCCUGUAUGGACUAGAGUCAAUGGCGUCCUCCUAAACAAGCUGAGCCUUCGGAGCCCUGUAUGGACUAGAGUCAAUGGCGUCCUCUUAGACAAGCUGAGCCUUCGGAGCCCUGUAUGGACUAGAGUCAAUGGCGUCCUCUUGGACAAGCUGAGCCUCUCGGAGCCCUGUAUGGACUAGUGUCAAUGGCGUCCUCUGAGACAAGCUGAGCCUCUUGGGGCCCUGUAUGGACUAGAGUCAGUGGCGUCCUCUUAGACAAGCUGAGCCUUCGGAACCCUGUAUGGACUAGUGUCAAUGGCGUCCUCUUAGACAAGCUGAGCCUCUCGGAGCCCUGUUUGGACGAGAGUCAAUGGCGUCCUCUCAGCCAAGUUGAUUCUAUAUAUAACAUCCUAUGAUUGGUUUACUACGACUUGUGUGCUUUGCAUGGCAUUUCGUUGUUAGUUAUAUGAAUGAGUGGUAUGAAUAAACAUAUUUUUCUCUU